Messenger RNA from Mizuhopecten yessoensis (Yesso scallop), 4139 nucleotides. Its product is annotated as UDP-glucose 6-dehydrogenase-like. Lineage: Eukaryota; Metazoa; Mollusca; Bivalvia; Pectinida; Pectinidae. The transcript has 12 exons. Gene Ontology annotation, molecular function: NAD binding; UDP-glucose 6-dehydrogenase activity. The record is from RefSeq and is a predicted model, not a curated record. Gene Ontology annotation, biological process: glycosaminoglycan biosynthetic process. The coding region runs from base 283 to 1719 and encodes 478 amino acids. Gene Ontology annotation, cellular component: cytosol; nucleus.
CCGGUAAAAUCCACUGCAACAACAGGGUGUGAGGGUGUAUUAUUACAAUUAUUCGCUAUCUGUGACUCAUUUCCUUUUUUUCGUUCAAAUGUACCGUUUUAGAUUCGGAGAAUAUAUAUUUUUGGUUCGACACGAAUAAAUUAAGACCCAAUAAAGCGUAAAAAAUAAACCUGAAUCUCACAUUGACUUGGAAUCUUCCUCAAGGGGAUUAAGACGAGGAAGGGACGAAGAGUGAAAGGUUUGCUGAAGGCAGAAAAGAUCAAAUGUUUAUGACUUUUUGACAUGACGCUGAAAAAGCUCUGCUGUGUGGGUGCGGGGUACGUGGGAGGCCCUACCUGUACGGUCAUCGCCAGUAAAUGUCCCCAGCUGACCGUUACUGUGGUGGACCUGAGCGAGGAACGGAUCGCACAGUGGAAUUCAGAAAAUCUUCCAAUAUUUGAGCCUGGUUUGUAUGAUCUAGUGAAGGAAUGUCGUGGCCGUAACCUGUUUUUCUCCACAAAGGUAAAGGAGGCUAUUGUGGAAGCUGACCUUAUCUUCAUCUGUGUCAACACACCGACAAAACACUUUGGAAUGGGCAAGGGGAGAGCAGCUGACCUGAAAUACAUAGAAUCAGCAGCACGAAUGAUAGCAGAGGUGUCCAAGAACUCGAAAAUCGUGGUCGAGAAAAGUACCGUUCCUGUAAAGGCAGCUGAGAGUAUUACAAACAUCAUGAAGGCAAACAUAAAACCUGGGGUACAAUAUCAGGUUCUGUCCAACCCUGAGUUCUUGGCGGAGGGGACAGCGGUCAACGACUUAGUCAAUCCAGACCGUGUUCUUAUUGGUGGAGACCCCUCUCCAUUAGGUCAGGAAGCUGUCCAAUCUCUUCGCUGGAUUUAUGAACACUGGGUCCCACAAGAGAAGAUCAUCACCAUGAACACCUGGUCAUCUGAACUCUCCAAACUAGCUGCCAAUGCAUUCCUCGCUCAGAGAAUCUCAAGUAUCAAUGCCAUGUCAGCCAUCUGUGAAAUGACGGGAGCUGAUGUGUCGGAGGUGGCCAAUGCCGUAGGCAGGGACACCAGGAUAGGAAACAAGUUCCUUAGAGCCAGCGUCGGCUUUGGUGGUAGCUGUUUCCAAAAGGAUGUCCUCAAUCUAGUCUACCUUUGUGAGUGUCUCAACCUGCCUGAGGUCGCAGAGUACUGGCAACAGGUGAUCAACAUCAAUGACUACCAGCGCAGACGAUUCGCCAACAAGAUCAUCGAGAGCUUAUUUAACACUGUGACCAACAAAAGUAUCGCCAUCUUUGGUUUUGCCUUCAAGAAGGACACAGGUGAUACAAGAGAAUCUGCAGCCAUAUACAUUAGUAAGUACCUAAUGGAGGAGGGGGCCUGCCUCAGGAUAUACGACCCCAAGGUUGAGGAAGCUCAACUUAUGAGUGAGUUGACUCAGCCUACCAUUAUGGAUGACCCAGGAAGAGUGAAGGAGCUGGUGACAGUCUGUAAGGAUCCGUACCAGGCGGCACAGAACGCUCACGCUGUUGUUAUCUGUACAGAGUGGGAUGAGUUUGUUGAAUUAGAUUACAAGCAGAUUUACCAGAGUAUGCUGAAGCCAGCCUUCCUAUUUGACGGCCGUCUGAUCCUGAAGCACCAAGAACUACAGGACAUUGGGUUUCAUGUUGUUACUAUAGGCAAGAAACUAGAGCGGUCCAAUGUGCACAGACCUAUAGCUGCCAGCUUACAGUAACGGCACGGCAAGGACAAUCAAAGGAGCUGCUAUUGUACACAUACUUAAGGAGGGGUUGACAAUAUACCAACCUCAGGCUGAUUAAUGAUUUGCCAAAAAAAAGUAUUCUUAUCACAUGUAUGUAGUGGAAUCAAAAUCAGUUUUUCCACAAUGUUAGUAAAAUAUUUUAAGUAUGUGUAGAGAUUCAGUAAAUCUACUUCUUUGAGCUUUAAAACUUUUAGUCAGGUACAAAAAUGCAGGUUGUAUAUUUACAAGUCCCCUUCAACUGUGUUUCUAUAUACUUAAUGUCAAUCAUUUUAUCUAGGUCAGAAAAGUUUAACAUUUUACAUACAGUGUAUAAAAUGAUCUCAUUAGAUACUGAGACAUAAUUGAGGAACAUUUGUUAGGCUGAAAGAGGUAAGUUUUUUAAACUGUUAAUGAGAUAUAAGGAUGAGGGGAGCAUGACAUUUGGUGACACUAGAACAGGUGGUAAAUGUAAUGAGUAAUUUUUAUAUUGAGGUUAUACGCAAUUGUUGAAAUUGUGAUUUUCAAGAUUGCCAGUACUUGUCAUAGCUUUGUUUGUGGGAUUAUUUAGUUUUUACACUUGGUGCUUUAUAUAAAUUAGACAAGAGAUUUUGCUUGCAUAAUGUUAUUGUGUUUGUUGUAUCUGUUCCUGAUGUUUUUAUUGUCAUUUUUUCUGGAAGAUGUUUUAUCUAGAAUUUUUUAAUCCAAAUAGAUCUUGAAAGUAAUACUCUAUUUAGUAAGAACAGUUGAAGGUUGACAUUGCUAUUGGGCUCAGGUUGUUAAUGGUUUUUACCACUACCGAUAAAAUAGUAAAAGUUACGUGUAAAGAAGUUGCAAGAUAAAGGCACUCCAAAACAGAAAUCAAAGUGGAACCUUGUUAAUAUCCUGUAGUCUGGAAAAUUGGCUCUCCAUGUGCUUAUAAAUGGAGUUAAUUUUGUACUUGAGGAUAAAAAUUGGUUCAUUUCAUUGGAACAUUUCCAGGAGUGACAAGGUUCAGCUGAACUCACACAUGUCUGGACUAACCACAUUCCUGUUUACAUAAAAGUGUCCAGAGUAACGAGGUUCCACUGUACAUACUAAUCAGCUGGCUAUAGAGUUGGCCUGGAGUUAAUCAUCCUGAGUAAUGAUUUACUGCCCAGGGUUGUUUAUCUAGACAGUAGCUAGUGACAAAUCCUCCAUUUGGUAGUAAUCUGGUUUUGUUUCAUAUGUUAUUAUGUAUACUGUGAUGCCACGUUUUGGCAUUUCUUAUGGGCACGAUCAAAAUUAUUCAAAAUAAAUCAUUAUUGAUUUUUUUAGACCAAACCAUUGUAUACAAUGUCUUUAUCUUCACUGUUUUCUUGAUGUUUUAUUUAUUAUUGUAUAUCGUCUGAUAUAGCAGGUGAUACAACGUCUAUUGGAUUUGUCUCCAUUUAUAGAUCUGAGUACCAGAUCAUCUUAUUUUAAUAUUCACUGCCCUGCUGCACGCUGCCUAGAUUCUAACAAUCACUGCCCUACUGCACGCUGUUUGGAUUUUGACAGCAACUGCCCUGCUGGAAACUGCUUGGAUCUGUCUUGCCAAGCAAACUACUGUUCACAUAGUACAAGUUCUGUAUCUUCCCUGUUAAUUAUUUCCGUCUUUUUACACUGACACUGUUCUGCAGAAUGUUGUGUAUUGUCUUGCCCUCAUUGUGUCAUAUCUAUGAUCUAACUUGUACAAUUUCUUUGCUAUCACAAAGAACAAGGAGGUUUUCCAACAACGAAGUCACCUUAAGUAUGGAACACCAAAUUCUCAUUUGUCUGCUUAUUUUACUAAGAUGAGAUGAUUUGCAUCAAAAGUAUGUAUAGUCAUGAUAUUGUAGUACAAUGAGAUGAAUGGAUACAAUUUGAGUGUUGCUUUUCUUUGUGUGUAUUCUACAGCCUUUGCCUGUCAUAAAUCUUCCUAUAUUACUUUCUUACCAUAAUCUCAGAAGUUCAGAAGUUGUUUUUAGUAAAUAUCAUAAAUUCAGAAUUUGUUUUUAGAACAUCAUGAAUUCAAAAGUUUUUAUAUCAUUAACUCACAAUUGAUUUUAAUAAAUACAUCGUGAACAAUGUAGCUAGUAAAUCACCUCUGUAGACUGAAGUCUCAUCUAGAUCUAAGUUUUUAGGUUUUUUGGUCUUUGAUAUGUUUUAUGUUCAAAUUACUAUAGCUUCAUCUGGUAGUUUGAAUGUGCUUAAUAGUCAUUUGUAAAGUACAUGUAAUAUAAAACAGAUAAUUAUGAUAACUAUGUAUUUGUUUUAUACCCUUCAUAAUGUAUGGUGCUUUAUUUCACGCCCAUAUUUUCACUAUGUCCAUGAUCUGAGACCUGUCUGGUCAGCUUAGCAACUCAUUUCUUUAAUUUUCAAAUUGUUAUUUAAUGAGUUAUUUCAAUUUUUAAAGAUAUUUUUGUGUUUCAUGCUUU